GCGGAGGAGGAUGGGUUCAGAAAAAACUAAUACGUGACGGACGGAGGCUUCUCCAUUAGAUGAGAAAGUCGUUCGCUCGAGCCAAACGACCACUCUGCGCCUCAGAAACAGCGGCGAAUGGAGAACAGAUCACUGCAGCCGGUGGCCGAUGCCGAGGGCGGCAGAGGAGACGACGAUCUCCUCCCCAUCCGGCGACUGGAGAUCUCGGACAACUCCAAGGGCUUCGUCGAACUCCUCGCCCAGCUCAGCCCCUGCCCCCCUCUCUCGGACGCCGACUUCUCAGCCCGUUUCGCCGAUCUCGCCGCCCUCGGCGACGAUCACGUCAUCUGCGUCAUUGAGGACCCCCGCUCCGGCCGGAUCAUCGCCACUGGCAGCGUCUUCAUCGAGAGGAAGUUCCUCCGGGGCUGCGCUAAGGUCGGCCACAUCGAGGAUGUCGUCGUCGACACCGCCGUCCGCUGCCGCCACCUCGGCCAGCGGGUGGUCCAGUACCUCGUGGAGCACGCCAAGGCCGCCGGUUGCUACAAGGUCAUCCUCGAUUGCGAGCCGGAUCGGAGGGCGUUCUACGAGAAGUGCGGCUUCACGGAGAAGAGCAUCCAGAUGGCGCUCUACUUUUGAUACGGAGAAGCCUAUGGUUUUCCUCGUUUAAUUUUAUUUUGUGCAGAUGCAGAUCAAGUAGGAGAGGGGGGACCACGGCCGUCCAAGGAUCCUAGCAGCUUCUUGUAGGUUCUUAAGUGCGCCCUCCGUGGACUCCAUAUUCUUAGGUCCUGCACUCCUCUCUUCUUUUAUGAUUCAGUACCAAUAUUAUGGGAUGUUGCAUGUCCUUUGAAAAUCCUACCUAAUUUGAUACAGUGCAUACUUUCUAAUAGAUGGGUCUUAUUGAUUUCAGCUUAGAUUUUUUAGGAAUUUGAGGAGUAUCUGAAUUUGUAGUCAACGCUAUAUAGAUUUGCUAGCGUGGGUUCUAUUUUAUUCUGGAAACCAUUGGGGUAGACAUUUGAGAGAGAGCGAGAGAGAGAGUUUCAAAGUCAUGACAAGAGAGUGAAAGGAGAAAAAAGAAAAGAUUUAUCAAGUAGUAGGAAACAAAUAAUAAGAAAUCUUCUGUAUAUUUAUUGCUUUCAAGAUUUUUCAUUCUAGGGCUUUUGUUUCUUUUCUUCUUUUUUUUUUUUAUCGGUUAGGUUCACAAACUUUAAUGUACAUGCAUGGAUUGUUCUCUUAAUUUUGAAUCAUUUCUUUAGACUUUCAAUAAUGAUGCGUUUCCAGCUUUACCAAAAGAAAUGAUAUAUUUCCAUAAGAUCUUAAUACCAAUUCAUGUUUUAUCAUUCUUUAAUAUUAUUUGUAACUUUAUAUCUUUUGACCCUUUUUGUGUUGUAGAUUUUAGUUAAAAGAGUUACUUUUUUCGAGGGAAUAGGAAGAGAAAAAUCCCCUCCAAGCUUUUAUUAGAAGAAUAAUUGAGAGUUAGAUUAGUGUUUCCCUUUUAUGAAGAUUAUCACGGAUGUCUGGUUUUGAACUCUUAAUUUCCCCGAAACAUCUUCAACAAAAUGAGGGGGGAACUUCCACCAUUUAGUUUCAAAAGCUAAGUCCCUGAUAUUGAAAGCAAUGUCUAAAAAAUAAAAUCUUUAGAAUAAGAUUAGCCCUCUUAGUUUUUCAUUUUGUGAUCUCACUAUUCAUUUCUUGUUAGUGAUUGAAUAUUCCAGGAUUCAUCACCUCCUCUCUUUCUUUGUGAUUCUUUUUUUUUUUUUUUAAAAAAAAUCUAAGUUAUAUACAUCAUAUUGUCAUAAAUUAACUAAUAUAUUUUCUAGAAAUAUUGGUCAAGCACAAUUUCAACAUAUAUUUUUAGUUUUUAUACUGGCCCUUUUAUGUGGGAAAAAAAAAUUUCUGGAUCAACUCUUGUAUUUAUGGCUAAAUAACACCUGUUAUUUAAAUGCUGUUAUAAAUAAUGUCAGAGGUGGUCCAAGAAACUGUUAUGAUGCUCAUUAUAUCAUUACAGUGGAUCUGAUAUCUUAAAGCAUGGUGAUGGCUUUCUUUCUUUUUUUCUUUCACCUUUAAUUUUCUAAAUGCAAAUGUUCCCGUACCUAUUUGUUUGAUUUCAAAGAACCUUCCCGCACUGGAAAAGGUGAGUCUGCUGAAGAUGAGAUGAGGCAUUGACUCCGAGCUCCUGCGCAGCUCCUCAAUAUCUUUAGAUGGCCAAUCCACAAAGGGUGUGGUGGGCGUGGGGUGCUUUGCCUUUAGGUGUGGUGGAGCUACUUCCCCGUGGUCCGCUGUAAGGACCAGCAGGCACCGAACCCAAAGGCGAUCUGGUGCAUACUUUUUCCUUUUCUGAUCUCCCACAGAUGGCAGGACCACCAUCUUGACGGCAGGAGCUUUAUCCAGUGGCGUCAGAUGGCGGUGAUCGAUGUCAUUUUGAAUCUCCACCGUUCAAUCAAUUCUGAUUUUUAGACCUCGCUGACGUUCGUGACGUGUAUGUAGCUGCACCGUAUAAAGAACUUAAACCUUUAUAUA
Elaeis guineensis (African oil palm) is the source of this 2496-nucleotide messenger RNA. Its product is annotated as glucosamine 6-phosphate N-acetyltransferase. NCBI's taxonomy places the organism in Eukaryota, Viridiplantae, Streptophyta, Magnoliopsida, Arecales, Arecaceae. The record is from RefSeq and is a predicted model, not a curated record. Gene Ontology annotation, molecular function: glucosamine 6-phosphate N-acetyltransferase activity.